GACAUGCAUUGGAAACAUGGCAACCGCAAGCUCAGGGUAGGAUGAGGCUCUCAGAUGCCGAGAUAGACGGUUGUCCCGGCCAAUGAGAGGGUCAGCGUUAGGACGACUGGGGCGCUCGGGCCACAGAAGAUUGAUCGUUCCACUACCUUGGCGUUCCUCCCGCAACCACAUUUUGCAAGACAGCUCUCCUGGCCCACCAUCGACUCCAUCACCACCACGAUCCAUUGGCAGCUGUAGGUCCCUCGACGGGAAGCUUCUCCCUUUGUUUUCUAUUUUCCGACACUCUCCACUCCACCCGCCGCCAUGCUGCGCUCGUCCAUUGCCCGGGCUUCAAGCUCGGCUGCCGCCAUGUCAUCGACCGUGACCCGCACUGCUCUCCCCAGAGCUGCCCCUGUAGCCUGCCAGAUUCAGCAAUCCCGCCAGGCCCACGCCAUCUCCAACCCGACCCUCGCCAACAUCGAGAAGCGAUGGGAGGACAUGCCCCCCCAGGAGCAGGCCGAUCUGUGGAUGACGCUUAGGGACCGCAUGAAGACCGACUGGAAAGAGUUGACCAUGCAGGAGAAGAAGGCUGCCUACUACAUUGCCUUUGGUCCCCACGGUCCCCGCCGACCCCCACCUCCGGAUGAGGGCCGUAACGUCUUCCUCCUCUCCUCUGCCGUCAUUAUGGGCGCCUUUGCCGUCUUCGCCUUCACGCGCAUGUUCGCCAGCCCCAUCCGGCCCCGCACCAUGACCAAGGAAUGGCAAGAGGCCAGUGAGGAGUACCUCAAGUCGCAAGGCAGCGAGCCCAUCACCGGCUACAAGGGAAUGUUGGUACAGAGCAAGUCCGAGAAGGAUCUGCCAGCCAGGGAGAAGCUCAACGAUGAGUAGAGAGUCGAAUAGAAGCGUCACAGCAAUCACCAUGCCAAUACCGAUACCACAUUUUCCUUGUGUCAACUUUCCGUUUGGUACUGUCUGUGUCACAUACAACAAGAUCGAAAGCAUUACGAACGGCUGCCGAUCGGCCAUUGUCAUAAUAGUCCUCAUUGUACAGAAAUCUAGAGGCUUUUCGCGUUUACUUGACGGUUCCCCACUUUGAUCAUGUGCAAGACGCACACUGUAUGAUUUACGCAAGUCUCAAAUCAAGGCGCUCUACCCUCGUCACGAC
Messenger RNA from Alternaria rosae, 1144 nucleotides. RefSeq names its product mitochondrial cytochrome c oxidase-like protein subunit V. The transcript has 3 exons. The coding region runs from base 304 to 867 and encodes 187 amino acids. Gene Ontology annotation, biological process: mitochondrial electron transport, cytochrome c to oxygen. NCBI's taxonomy places the organism in Eukaryota, Fungi, Ascomycota, Dothideomycetes, Pleosporales, Pleosporaceae. The record is from RefSeq and is a predicted model, not a curated record.